Stomoxys calcitrans (stable fly) is the source of this 1491-nucleotide messenger RNA. Its product is annotated as probable cytochrome P450 6a13. Bases 1 to 1491 code for a protein of 496 amino acids. NCBI's taxonomy places the organism in Eukaryota, Metazoa, Arthropoda, Insecta, Diptera, Muscidae. The transcript has 2 exons. Gene Ontology annotation, molecular function: oxidoreductase activity, acting on paired donors, with incorporation or reduction of molecular oxygen; iron ion binding; heme binding. The record is from RefSeq and is a predicted model, not a curated record.
AUGUUAUCAUGGUUGGGUUACAUUUUGAUCGUUAUGUCCUUGAUGGGGGCAUUUUUGUACCACAAAUUUCUAUAUUGGCAACGUAAAGGUGUUAAAACAUACCGCAGCCAUAGCAUCUGGGGUAAUUUUUUUCAAUUGCAAAGCAUUCAUCACACAAACAUAGUGGAAGAACUUUACAAGCGUUUCAAGGGUAAAGAGAAGAUGGUGGGAUUUUAUGUCUUCACCCGACCGGUGGCCCUUAUACUCGAUCUGGACUUGGUGAGACAAAUUUUGGCCAAGGAUUUUGACCACUUUUCCAGUCGUGGCUCCUAUCACAAUGAUAAGGAUUUGCUGAUGUCGAAUAUAUUCUUUUGGGAAGCCGAAAGAUGGAGACCUUUGAGAAAUAACAUGAGAACCUUAUUUAAACCAGCAAAGAUGAGAUCCAUGUUCAACAGCGUUCAAAAGUGUGCCAAGAAUCUGAUAGAGGCCUUCGAUGAGGCUUUGCAAUUGCAGGAGAAUGUGCACAUCAAUAAACUGAGUGUUCUGUUUACAGUGGAUACCAUCACCCAUUGUUUAUUUGGCCUUGAGAACUCCGCUCUGAGGGACCAACAAAAUGAGAGUGGCCGAAUAGCUUCCACAAUCACUGCAAGGACCAAUUAUUGUGUGAUUAAGCAAUUGCUGGGCUUAAAUUAUUAUGGACUACUACAGGCUCUGGAUAUGGAGGUACGACUUUUUGGCAAAGAAGUUGAAUUAUUUUUUAUGGGAUUUUUAAAACAAAUUUUCAAUGAUCGAGAAAGAAGUGGUAUUAAAAGACAUGAUAUGGUUGAUCUCCUACUGGAGAUGCGACAUAACCAGGGGCAACCUAGCAUGAGCAAUAACGAGGUGAUUGCCCAAAUGUUUAUAUUUUUCCUGGUUAGCCAUGAAUCAGGAGCUGUGGCCAUAGCCUUUGUCUUAUAUGAACUGGCCCAUCAUCCCCACAUACAGGACAAGGUCAGAGAAGAAAUUCUAGGAGUUCUAAAACAACACAAUAACGAGCUUAGCUAUGAGGCUAGCAUGAAAUUGCCUUACUUGGAGCAAGUAAUAGCAGAAACCAAUCGUCGUUAUCCCAUUUUAAACUUUUUGGAGCGCACUGUUACCCAAGACUAUCGUGUUGAGAACUCCAACAUUGUCCUUGAAAAAGGAUGCACCAUCUAUAUACCACUUCAAAGCAUACACUAUGACCCGGGGUUUUAUGAAAGUCCUCAGGAAUUUCGCCCUCAACACUUUCAUCCCAGCGAGGCAGCCUCCAGACAUCCCAUGGCAUUUUUGGGUUUUGGUGAAGGUCCUAGAAAUUGUAUUGGCAUGCGUAUGGGUCAAAUGCAAAUGAUUUUGGGCCUUGUGGCUCUGUUGUCGAAAUUUAGAUUUUCAGUUUGUGAAAAAACUGUUCAGAAAUUUAAAAUAUCCGAUCAUGUAUUUAAUACCAGAGUUUUGGAUGAGAUCUGGCUGAAGGUGGAGAAGUUAGAAAAAUUGUAA